This is a messenger RNA of Entrophospora sp. SA101, 2592 nucleotides long. Lineage: Eukaryota; Fungi; Glomeromycota; Glomeromycetes; Entrophosporales; Entrophosporaceae. The record is from the annotation of a GenBank genome assembly.
AUGGAGAAAUACAAAAAGAUAAAUUCGAAUCAUCAAAAAAAUGCCAAAUCAAAAAGUUUACCAGAAAAUAUAAUACCAGAGAUAUUUUUUGAUAAUAAUAUUGCUUGUAGUGACAGUAAUUCUGAUUUCGAGGAUUUAUCAACUGAAACGCAAGAAAUGAUAGACGAGUUAGAAAAAAAUGUUGUUGAAUUGGCCAAAUCACAAGAGCAGAUUAAUCAACUUUAUUUACCACGAGAAAUUGUCAGGUUAAACGAUGUUAUAAUUCCAGAAGAGGAAUGUGAAGCUGAUAAUUUUCUAAGUGAUGCUACAUCCGACUAUUCUUUGGACGAGGAUGAAAAUGAACCUCGAUCUACGGCUGAUGAAAAUAAUGAUAAUAAAGACGAGAUCAUCAAUAACAAAGAAUAUGCUAAAACUUGGAAGCCUUAUACAUCAAAUUCAUCCAAGACAAUUGAUAUAGGCAUUAAAUCAGAUGAUACUAAUUCAAUCAAGAAUUUCAAUAGUUAUAAUAGCAGAAGGCUUUAUUUUCAAAAAAAAAAAGUUAUUAAUUCAUUUGUUGAUAGUUUUAGUCUAAAAGAUGAAAAUGAAAAUAAAUUUAAUUUAGGUGAUAAAUCUUUUGAAAGUACUAAAACUGACAGCUCUCAGAAAUUAGAUGAAAAACAAAAAUUAAAUAUUGAAACAAGCCCAAGAAGUCUUACUCUCAGUAUUAUGUCUAAUCAUGACAUUGAAAACGAAAUAGCAAAAAAUGAAGGAUAUAAUAUUGAUUCAAUAAUUUCCGGUAAAGUUUUACCAGAUAAAAUUCUAGUACAAAUUAUAUCAUUAGAUUUUAACAAACAGUUUGCAUCAAAUACAAAAACAAAGACUUCAAUUCGUCUUGUGAUUCAUUGCGUUACAUAUCAAACAAAGCCAAAUAUUUAUGAACAUGGAUUUUUAAAUGCCAAAAAAAAAAUUGGCCAUGGUAUUUUUAAAUUCAUUGGAUUAAAGCCAUUAAUUCCUAACAAAGAUGAGUUUAUUGUUAAAAUCCCUUUAGAAUCUAAUGGUCGUCAAGUUGCAACUGUUCAAAUUAGUAUAAAAUUUCAUUAUCCAAAUGAUCCCCCUCUCAUUUCAUCAACUUCCGAUACUCGAAAAACUCCCACACGUUCAAAUACUGUACCUCUGAGAUCUACAACAAAUCAAAAUAGAGAUGCCACCAUGACAAAAGGGAUUUCUUCUGAAAUAGAUAAUGCAGAUGAUACCGAAUUUGCUAAUGUAGUGGUAUAUCCUGAGUCAAUGUCUCUUGGUAUUCUUGAUAUGGUACUAAGUAAAGAGACUAGAGAUGCAAUUAAAGAAAUAACUGUUUUGUAUAAUACCUUCUUUGAUCACGGUUGGAGAUUAAGCAAAUUGGAGUUCUUAAAAGCAUAUAUGCUAUUGGAAAAAUACUAUACUCAAAAACCUAGCCCUGUCACAGGUAAAAUCUGUCAUGAUAUCGAUAAAAUCCAAUUAGCUCAAAAAUAUUUAAAGUAUUCUAUGGCCUCUUAUGGCUCAUUCUUAUUUAAUUGGUUUGGAUAUGGUCAUAAUAUGGCCCCAAUAAAUCGAAAAGCUAUUCAAGAAUUUUUCGGCCUUGAUAAAGAUGAUAUUAUUUGUUGGGAAUACGGUCUAAAUACUGUCUCUGUUCCUAACUAUAUGAUAAUAAGAGAUCCAGAGACAAAUAAUCUUAUAAUAACAAUACGUGGAACAAUGAAUGUUACAGAUGUAAUAACAGAUGCACUGGCUCGUUAUGAACCAUGGAAUGGCGGACUUGUUCACCGAGGUGUACUUCGUAGUGCUCAAUAUCUUGUCAAACGUUCACUUAAGAGUAUAAAAAAAGCUGUAAAAAAAUUUAAUUCGCGUGCUAUUCAAGUUAUAGGACAUUCAUUAGGUGCUUCAAUAUCUUCAAUAGUAACCCUUUUAUUGCAUGAGGAAUGUAAAAGUUUACUUGAAAAUGGUAUAGAAAUUCUUGCAUGGAAUUUUGCUACUGCUCCAUGUUGUUCACUAGAUUUGGCAAAAAAACCCGAAGCAAUGAAUUACAUUAAUAAUUUUAUUAAUGAAAAUGAUGUAAUUCCACGAUUAAGUUAUGGAAAUCUUAUGGAUUUUAAAGAAUUAGUCAAGUUUGCUGCGAGUGAAUUGAAAAAUGAAAACUAUAAAAAGUUCAAUUCUAGUGAAAAAUUAUCCAAAAUUUUCACCUCAAUUGACAAAUAUCGUACUUCUUUGAAAGCAAAAUCUUCUGAACAAAAAUUAUAUAUUCCGGGAACCAUUUAUUAUCUUUAUAAAGGCUUUCAUAGAACUCAUGUUAAAUCUUCAAUUGCAUUUUAUACAAAAGAUAUUGUAUGUGAGAUUUCCACGCCAAAUUUAUUUACAGAUAUCUGUCUAAAAAGAAAUUGGCUGUUCCAUCAUUUCCCUGAUAGAUAUGAUAAAAAAUUCCAAGGUGUAGUGAAAUUUUUGACAAGAAAAUCGAGUGAAAAUGAUAAAGGAGCUUCGAAAUUUUGGAAUAAAUGGAAAAGAAUGAAAGAAGCUGAAUACAUUGUUGAUGAAGGUGGUAGAAUGGAAAAAUGGAUGUCAAGGAGUGGUCAUAUCUAG